GCGUCUCGGCAGAGUCGGAGAGGGCUCUUCAUGCGUGAACAGACUGACAGUCCGACUUGUUAAAACAGCGGAGUUUAUGUGAGUCUCAUGGCCGUUUGCUGACCCCGCACGCCGGCUGUUUAAUCCUGUGGGACGCUUCGCUCCAGGUUGUUUAGUUUCCUGCCCCGUGGUACCACUGAAGGUGUUUACAGCAUGUGCUUACGGUAACAUCAGGGUCGGCGGGACAGAAAAGGCUGCAGCCUUCCAGUCAGAGUGCCAAUGCUGAGGAAUGGAUGGUGAAGAAGGGAACAUGGUGGUGGGCACCAGGGAUGAACAGGUGGAGAGGAACAGCACAGACUCAUCAUCAUCAUCAUCAUCAUCAGCCCUUCAGCAGUGCCAACUUCUCCAGAACAUCAUCGACAUCACCAUCUCCAACUUACAGGGACUCCGGACCAAGUGCGCUGCGUCUAACGACCUGACCCAACACGAGAUCCGCACCCUGGAGGUGAAGCUGUUGAAGUACAUCAGUAAGCAGCUGCAGUUUAAGCAGAAGGUUCCAGUGUGUGAGAGAUCGCCGGCCCUCAACACCUUCCCACACCUAAUGGAUUGGCUUCAUACCAUUAAUCUCAGACCUGAACUCUUAGAGGCAGUACCAGUGAAUCUGUCUCUAGAUGCAUUGUUGCAGAUGUCUGGUUCUCAGGUACAGGAGACCAUGAGGAAACUGGGCUCCAGUGCUGAGGAGUGCUCCCGCAUCACUGCUGCCCUCUCCUGUCUCAAGAGCACCACCACCACCACCACCUCCACCUCCAGCUCUGGGCCAUGGACAGGCCAUCAAGCUGACUUUGUCUCGAGCUCAAUAAGAGGACGGGAGCUCAAAGACGAUGGAAUUCCUUGGAUUGUAGAACCUCCUCGCUGUGACAUUAAUACUUCGUUCUCAGCUAAUCAGCUCUCCUGCUCCACUCAAAGCCCUCAACCCUACAGCCCAAACCCAGCCAUUCAGGUCCCUUUUACUCCUAUGAUGUCCAGCACCCAACGUUCUGUCUCUGUUUCUGCUGUAACCUUUCUGGACUCCCCUGUGACCCCACUGUUGAAUGGACUAGCCGACCCUUUCUGCUCCUCACCUCAGCUGCUACGGCGUCCGUUGGAACAGGUAUCGACUCCACCCCCUACACCGCCCACCAUUAGGAACGAUCUCCUGAAGUCCCCUCAUACGCCGCCACCGCCAUCCAAGUUGCGCCAGCUUUUCCCCACCUUGCCCCGCAGCAAGAGCCACACACAGCUUGCCAACCGCAUAGAUGAACCGGCACACAAGAAUGUGAAGAAGAAUAAGAUGCUUCUAAAUGUGCAAGUGCAAGAUGUAGGAAAUGGCUAUGAGGAUUCGCCCUCACGCUCGCCACUGCUCUCUGUCCCCUCUCCACACAUUAUUCCCAACACACGCAUCCAUGUGGAAAGUCCAACACUGAAAGGAAAAUCUCCACAAGCUAUAAGGAGAGAUUAUGGUCUUACAAUCACACAUAGGUUUUCCACCAAGUCGUGGUUCUCCCAGACGUGUGCAGUGUGUCGGAAAAACGUGCUCUUUGGUGUAAAGUGCAAACACUGCAAGUUAAAGUGCCACAACAAGUGUACCAAAGAAGCCCCUCAGUGCCAGAUAAUUCCAAUUUCAAAAAUCAGAAGAACGGAGUCGGUUCCCUCCGACAUUAAUAACCAGGUGGAGCGACUACCAUCAACUACACAGUUUGGCACACUGCCAAAGACUUUAAACAAAAAGGACCUUCCUCCACCUGUCAGUCAGCCUGACUCCAGCAGUAACGCCUCUUCCACCACGUCCUCCACACCUUCCUCACCUGCCUUCAGCUCAAGCAACCCACCAAGUGCCACUCCGCCCGCAAACCCCUCACCCAAAGGGGCCACUGAUGACCGCUUUCACUUCCCAGCUUCCUGCUAUUAUCAGCUCAGACAACAGUUUAUCUUUCCUGAUAUAUCAAGUCCCCAACAUCAAGAUGGCCAUGACUCAGGAGAGACAGAGCAAGUAGGUAAUGAGCUGAUGAUACAGGCACUGCGGCAGAAAGAACCAGCUGUGAAUGACGAUGUGGAUGGUGUAGAAGAACAACAGGAGCAUGAAAGACAAGACGAGACUGCUUCUUAUGGAGAAUCUGAUGGUGAAGAGGACGAACUAGAUGACCUACCCAGCUGCAGGCGACCCUGGAAGGGCCCCAUCUCACGCAAGGUCAGCCAGACAAGUGUAUACCUGCAGGAGUGGAACGUUCCCUUCGAGCAGCUCGAGCUGGGGGAUCUUAUAGGGAAAGGCCGCUGGGGAAAGGUGUACCGCGGACGUUGGCAUGGAGAGGUGGCCGUGCGCCUGCUGGAAAUAGACGGAAAUAAUCAGGACCACUUGAAACUUUUUAAGAAGGAAGUGAUGAACUAUAGACAGACACGGCAUGAGAAUGUGGUGCUCUUUAUGGGAGCUUGCAUGAACCCUCCUCAGCUGGCUAUCAUUACAAGUUUCUGCAAGGGGCGGACACUGUACUCUGUCGUCAGAGAUUCUAAAACCUCACUCGACAUCAACAAGACCAGGCAGAUUGCUCAGGAAAUUGUCAAGGGAAUGGGCUACCUCCAUGCAAAAGAUAUCGUGCAUAAGGAUUUAAAGUCCAAAAAUGUGUUUUAUGACAACAACAAAGUGGUGAUCACAGAUUUUGGUUUGUUCGGAGUCUCAGGAGUGGUGCAGGAGGAUCGGCGAGAGAAUGAACUGAAACUGCCGCGAGGCUGGAUUUAUUACCUUGCUCCUGAGAUUGUACAGAGGAUGUGUCCUGGAAAUGAUGACCUCUUACCCUUUUCUAAAGCUGCUGACAUUUAUGCCUUUGGCACUAUCUGGUACGAGCUGCAGGUGAGAGACUGGCCAAUUAAAACUCAGCCAGCGGAAGCUGCUAUCUGGCUGCUGGGGAGUGGAGCAGGCAUAAAGAGUGAGCUGGCCCAGAUCAGCCUGGGGAAGGAAAUCACGGAGAUCUUGUGUGCGUGCUGGUCCUUUGACCUUGAGGACAGACCGACAUUCUGUCAGCUAGCUGACCUGCUAGAGAAGCUUCCCAAGCUCAACCGCAGACUCUCCCACCCCGGACAUUUCUGGAAGUCUACCGAGUAUGUAUCAUAGAGCCGUGAGAUUGCAUGCUGUCACCCUGCACUGCCUCACUGAAGAGAGCAAGCUGAAGUGAACUCUUCUCAGAUGUAAUCUUUAGGCGCCUAAACGUGUGGCUAAAUGUAGGUAAAGUCUUAUUUGUUUCCUGAGCCUUCUCCAAGUGUCUUAAAUUUGUAAGACAUUUUAAGGUAAAUCUGAUUUGCCUUCAACACAUGCCUUCAAUUCAGAAUUCAGUGAAUUCAGUGCAGCAGGUUGUUUUUGAUUUUGUAAUGAGCUUAAGUUUUAAAUGUGAAUGUUUUAUUUUGACAAACAGCUAUAUAUUCAGUCUGAGUAAUGGAGAGUGAUAUAUGAUAUGGGUGUGUUUUUUUAACUGAUGAUUCUCUACAUAAAGUGCAGAUUUCUGUAAUUUAUCAGUUUGAAUUUUUUUUUCUCCUAGUUAUUUUUGUACAGUAGAUUCAGUCUUCAUACAUCACAGGCAUAUUUCUUAUGCAGUUAAUAAAGAUACAACACCAGUAGCAAAACAAACAGGAAACAUUAUAAUACCUGUUAAGGUCAAGAUGAUGCAUAACAGGAAGCAGAAAUGAAAAUGGUAGUUUUGGUCAAUGAAACUCUUUGGGUCAUCACAUACAGUAAAUGUCCAUUUGUAUUCUCUCUAAUCUUUCCUUCCCCCUGUUUCCUGUUUGUGCUGGGACCGGAACUGUCAUCUGUUUCUGCUGACUUCUCCUUUUAACUUUCUGGGCCAAAUCACCAUUCUACCACUGUGCUGCAUCUCAAAAUUCAAUCCAAAUCCUCCAUCUUUUUUUUUCUUCAUCCAUCUGUUUUUUUUUUUAAUUUCUUCUCAUGUCCUCUUUGACAAUUUCUUCUUCCCACCAUACUCAUGAUUGUCCUUUGUGGCUUCACUCUAUCUCCAGCUCUUGGCAUCAUCACUGUCUGCGGGAACACUGUAGCCAAGGAAUGCCUUCUCACUGCCCCUACAUAUACAAAUAUGAUAUUUAAUGCACAGCUUAAGCAUCUAUGAGUAUGACUUAUCCACUAAAGGUAUCCGUCAUUUGUCUUUUGCUUUAGAAAAUAAGCAAGUUAUGUCACAGUAUUUUUUUUCUGUUAAUGUGAUAAAUGAUUAGUACAAUUAAUUGGCCAGACUGAGUAUUGUGAUUAGGGGUGAAUGAUGUCGUGAGUUUGGUUUUAUCACAGUAAAAUAUGUAGAAUUACACUUUUAUAUUGUGACUAUCAUUAGUAAUUCUACAACAUUGACCAACUCCAUUGUUAGUCAGGCUGACAAGGAACUAACUGAACAUUUUAAAAAUUUUCUGCUUUGAUCCUUUUUAAAUAUUUAUUUAUUUUUUUAAAUACUUUUUGCAAAUCAGUGGACAUAUAACUUUCCAUGGUGUUUCAAAUAGCAUGUUGUGCGUGUUCAGUGCAAACUUUAUUAUAACUGAAUAUCACAGUAUAUGAUACAUGAUCUAUCAUGAACACAUCAAGUAUCAUGCUAUUUUUGGCAUACAUACUUUAUUUAUUCAUCUUCAGUCUAUGCCAGAAACACUGGGGACACACCCUGAAUGGGACACAAAUUGCCCAUUCCAAUAGUUACAUAAGUCUUCUAUUGUGGCAAUAUUUUCCAGGGGUCAUGAUUUGGUAUCUUCGCCAGUAUGGCCCACCCACGCAACAUUGCUUGAUUUGUAUUUGUCAUUCAUGUCUACACAGCAAAUUCCUCAGUGUUGAAUUAACACUUUCAGAGUUAAUUUGUGUCCAGUUGGACCUAUAUAAACACCAGUGGCGGCUGGUAGUCUUUCAAACGGGAGGCUGGUCAGUUAUGAUAUUUCCAGAUUUUAAAAGAAAAAAGAAAAAAACAUAAAUUUUGCCCAUACUCUUGCCUCUGAUCUGGCUGAUUGUUGGCAGGGUCACAAACUGUGAAAUAACAGGUUCUUUUGGCCCAUUAGCCUACUGUCCAAUAUACAUGAUGGUGGUGUUGGGGAGGGGUAUAUUUUAACAUUUUAUAUUUUAAAAUUGUGGCAUGUUGUUUAAAAAUUGAUCAUUAUUGAAAGCAGCUCUUUGUCAGGAACCUCAGCAGUAACAGCAGAGUGUUCUGGAAUAGGCACAAGCACUGACCUUGGGGAGCCAAACAUAGAGCUGGGUGCCACACAUUUCAUUCAAUGACACUUUCCCUAUAUUUUACUUAUUUUGACUGAGAAAUGUUUUAUUGACAAUUUUGAUAACCCUUCACUUUUAAUCCAGGUCUGUAGUGUGAAAUGUUCUCGGCUGUGUUUUUGUUUAAAAAUGUUUUCCAAAUUGUAGCGGUGUUUAAUUCAUAUCCAGAAAAAUAUAUAUUCCAAUAUAAUAUACUCAGCAUAAACAUUUUAAAUAGAUCCUAUAUUUUUGGUCCAUCCAUGACAUAUGACUAAAGUAGCCUAUUUACUGUUGUUGAUGUGGGUCACUUGCUGUUAGCCAAUUCACUUUCUCGUACCAGGAGAGCUGAAAGGAACGAGUAUUAUUCCCGACCUUUUUCACCAAGUCAAUUUGAGGCGUUGGUCUACCCUGCUCUUUAAUUUUAAUUUUUUCCUCGAAAGGAAGACUAGCAAAUGGCUUCGCCAAAAUUAAAUCAGCAAUGCUCGGCAUCCGUGCGCAGCUUUCUUGCUAGCUGACUAGCCCCCUCAAGUUCAAGUUCAGUCACUCAAAUAAACGAAAUUUUUGGAACUAAGAUAGCAAACUUGACAACACUAUAUUUACACUUUAUUUACAAUGAAAAUAUAUACAAACUAAAAAAGCUGGUAGAAACCGUAUGUAAUGAAUGAAAUCGAAAUGUAAGCUGAUCUCUUACAAUACACCACAGCACUUGCGAAUCCGCAUGGGACUGAACUGAGAUUCACCGCUGCCUGUCUAUAGUUGAAACGAGCUGUCAAUCAAAGAAAAUAUCCGGCCGCUUUCACUAAUCACCAGUCUCCUCGCGGAAACUGCCAUGUCCCUCCCACUGUGAGGCUCGGAGUCCGUAGGCGGGCGUUUUCGCAGUAUUUGUCCAAUAACCGUCUUGCAUUUUGAGAUUGAAAAGCGCAUAGCUCCCAAAUGCCAUUGAAGUCCACUGAGGCUGGGAGUCCGUGAGACUCCGUGGGCGGGCGUUUUCGCAGUAUUUGUCCAAUAAUCGUCUUGCAUUUUGAGAUUGAAAAGCGCAUAGCUCCCAAAUGCCAUUGAAGUCCACUGAGUCUGGGCUGCAUCGCGCUGUCAUGAGGGGGGAAAACUCACGCACACAUUAGGCGAACUGGGGAAAGUUAUAAGGGAAUGAUUUCGCACUGUAGUUGGGUUGAGCACAUAUAUUUCUAUGAUUCUGGAUCUGAAAUAGCAAUGUUAUAAGGUCGGCUAUAACAUAAGCCUAGCGCAAUUCAUCCUACAUGAUGUUCGUCAUUUUUAGAGGAGGCUGAGCCUCCCUCGUUGUCUUAGAGCAAUCGCUCGUGAUAAACACUCUGGGUGUUAAUUCAACACUGGGGAUUUGCUGUGUACCAUUGACUAGGUUUGUGUGAUAUUGAUUUUUCCCUGCUUGCCAUUUAAAAAAUUAUGUUAAACUAUUUUAAUCAUCCCAUACUGACAAAAGACAGGAAACUGAGGCUUUCCACUGUUUCAGGUUUGAUGACAGUAUGGGAAGGUGUAAUAGUAAUACCAGCUGUGCAGCUGGGAACUGCUUGCCAAUAGCAACAGCAAUUGGCAAAACCCAGCUGUGGAUUAAAAGGUGAUUCUGCAGUAAUGUGCAAUAAACAACUUAAACACAUAUUCAAUAUAAUCCUUUUACAAAUCAUUCAUGGCCGACAUGAAAAUCCCAAAACUGCAUAUUAAAUCACUUUCUAAUUAGCAUCGCCAUUACAUUUGUAAAGUGGUAGAUUUGACACUUCAUUUUUUUUUUUUUAGGUCAAACUUCUUUGUCAUUUUUGUCUCUUUCAGAUGAAAACACAAAAUGCUUUUGUUUGUCCGACUUUAGCUUCAAUUUUAUGCUACCUUCUAUAAUAACUAUAGUUAUCAGCUGUUAACUAUUUACUUGUCUAAUGUUAGCUAAGUCAAGGAUCCACUGUUAGAUGUUAUUUCAUAGUAAUGAAAUUAAAACGUUCUCCAUUUACUUUGAAAAAAAGUGAGCGCGUCCCACAAGUUUAAUUGAGAGCAUGUGUUUUGGGGGAAAGGGGUGGGGCCUAAUUAGGGUGUUAGUUAAUAUAGGAGAGUUCAAAACACCUGCGCAAAUCAUUCCAGAUUAAUGUCAAAUGGCUUAUUUCCCAUUUUAUUGGGGGAGAAAAAAAAUGGUCUUUUGGUGUAUUUUUCAGUGUUAACUCAUACUAGUAUAUAGACGUUAAGUUGCAAAACGCGUAAAGUUUGACAGGACUGGUAAUACAGUAUAAUCAGAGUAAAUGUGACUGGAUAUCAGGGCAGUGAAAAAUCAUGCAGAGGCGAUUAUAAUGUUAUAUUACACAAUCCUAUCAUCAUUGAGAUAUCUGGAGAAAAAAAAAAGUGGCACUGUUGCCUUAAAUGUUUACAGAUUUUUCUGGAGAUGGCAGUGUUCUACUUGCAGAUGGUUUCUAUUUAAUUGGCAUCAAUAACGUAUAUGUUUAUUAACUUACUAUAUUCCCACUGUCUAUAUUGCCUCUUCCUUCUCCCAUGGCCAGAUCUAGCCAAGAAUAAACUUUAUGCUGUACUGAGAUGUCUGCUGUCAGUUUGUAGCCAGGUUAUAGUAGAUCCUCUUGCAUAUGCAUGCCUGUCUGAUCCUGCUUGCUGUACCUGAGUAAGAGAUGUAAAACUAAUAAUGCUGCUGAUCCUUUAUUCAUGCCUUACUGAAGCUAGCCGUUAACAUGCCUUACCUUAUUUGUAAAUCUCAUAUUACAAUCCUGUACAGUACAACCUUUAAUGUAAAGUUUGGAUAAAACUGUCUGCACUUUAAAUCGAAAUUUUGUGGAAUCCUAUUCUCAUUCUUCACUCUGUCUGUAAAUAAUGAACACAAGAAGUUUGAUUGUAUCUAUUUAGGCAAAGUGAACUGAAAUGAGAAGACGGAGAAAAGGAGCGCUUGUAGGAAUGUGUGUUUCUAAAUGAUUUAUGCUUUGCGUAAAGCAUGUCUUUAUGGUUAAUUUGGAGAGUGGAAUGUUCAGAGAAUUGUAAUGGCACAAAAAUAUGCUCUCAUGAGGGAUUAUGCAUGGCAGAUUUUAGGAGUUGGGAGGUUGAAGAAGCAGCUUUGGGUUAUAGUAAAGAAAAGCAACUCUUGGGUGAUUUUUGGAUUUGUAGAUAUUGUUUUUAUUUAAUAUACAGCUCAGCCUCCUAUUAUUUGUACAAACUUUUAUAUGAUUGUUUUCCAUCACAGCAUUUGGAAUAGGUACUUUAUUCCUGUUUUAUAGAGAUAAACACAAGUAUGUUGUAAAACAUGAAAUGUACGUUUUUAACUGGUUUAAUGUGUAUUUUAAUGGAUUUAAGGUUUUAAGAAUUUCUUUGUACAGCAUGUUUAAUGUGUUUGGAUAGUUUAUUUCAUGUUGUCUUCAACCUGAAAAAACAAUAAAGCCCAAUUUGUUAGUAUGUAUGUGAACAUCUCUGAGACUGUGAUUUAUUGGGAAAUUCAGAAGAAAGUGCUCAGGAAUGUCUUUGCAUUUAUUGGGACAUGAGUGUGGAUACAACAUAAAAAUCUCUUAAACAGCUGCUGAAGGAUCACAUUGAACACACUGAAUGUUUUCAUCAAAGCAGCUGACAAGGAAAAUGCAAAAAUGUCAGUUACAACGAGGAAUCUGAGUACCACAGAAGCAACGGUAGCAUUACAUCUGAGAUAUAAAAGUGGGGAAUGUCAACACAAUAAAGAGGAGAAGUAAAGACAUUUAAAAUUACUUGCAGGUAUUAUAUUGUGCUGUGUACAUCCAUUUAAUAAGUGUGUUUGUAUAUAAGUACAAGUGUGUAUGUGUGUAUGGUGCCUGAGAUGGACAGGCUUCCCAUCCAAGGUGUAUUUCAGGGGUCCUGGCUCUGACUCCACCACAACUGUAAUGAAAUAAAAUGCAGCAAAUGCACAGUUUGAUUUGA
This is a messenger RNA of Neoarius graeffei (lesser salmon catfish), 9130 nucleotides long. It is a transcript of the gene ksr1b, whose product is annotated as kinase suppressor of ras 1b. Gene Ontology annotation, biological process: protein phosphorylation. Gene Ontology annotation, molecular function: ATP binding; protein kinase activity. The transcript is spliced from 20 exons. The coding region runs from base 269 to 3124 and encodes 951 amino acids. The record is from RefSeq and is a predicted model, not a curated record. Lineage: Eukaryota; Metazoa; Chordata; Actinopteri; Siluriformes; Ariidae.